AGCAUAGAGGGCCUCGAAGUAGCACUUGCUCGUUCAUACUCUUUGCUAUCGACAUUCGAUAAAUAGAUUGCGACGAAGGUGGAAUAAUUCGCGCUUACGGAUAAUAUGCCUGUAAAAAUGUCUUGGCCUAUCGUAAUUGGUAUUAUACAUCCGAAUAUUGGAGGAUGGGCUGGUGCUUACUUCGCAAGCAAUAGUGUGAAGACAUGGUACGAGACCUUGAACAAACCUUCUUGGACUCCACCAAACUGGAUGUUUGCUCCAGUAUGGACAACUCUAUAUUGCACAAUGGGUUACUCUUCCUAUUUAGUAUGGAAAGAUGGAGGUGGUUUUGAAAAGGCAACCCUGCCACUUUCUAUUUAUGGAACAAAUUUGUUACUAAACUGGGCUUGGUCUCCGCUAUACUUUGGGCUACAUAACGUGAAAUGGGCCUUGUGUGACAUUGUUCUAUUGUGGGGAAGCACCUUAGCCGUGGGAUUUUCCUUCUACCAAGUGAACAAACUCGCCGGCUGUUUGAUCAUUCCUUAUUUCGCUUGGACUUCUCUCGCCGCUGCAUUGAACUAUGUCAUUUACAGAGAUAACAAACCAAAAGUAGAAGCUGUUACAGAUGGAAAAACUAAAUAAUCCUGAGCUACGGAUUCAUAGUGAAACGCACCAAUCUGAAACAUUACUUAUUAUAAAACAAUGCUUCGUACUUUUCGUUUUUAUAAUUAUUGCAUCACUGUUGUUUAAGAAGAUAAUGUGCCUUGCAUUGAAUGCAAAAUACCGUUAGUAUACAUAUUUUUAUUAUUUGAUAUGAAAUAAAGGUUAGUUAAUCAAC
Megalopta genalis is the source of this 817-nucleotide messenger RNA. It is a transcript of the gene Tspo, whose product is annotated as Translocator protein. The record is from RefSeq and is a predicted model, not a curated record. Gene Ontology annotation, cellular component: mitochondrial outer membrane. Lineage: Eukaryota; Metazoa; Arthropoda; Insecta; Hymenoptera; Halictidae.